This is a messenger RNA of Penicillium macrosclerotiorum, 741 nucleotides long. RefSeq names its product microtubule-binding protein BIM1 (gene eb1). The transcript is spliced from 6 exons. Gene Ontology annotation, biological process: spindle assembly; regulation of microtubule polymerization or depolymerization; protein localization to microtubule plus-end. Gene Ontology annotation, molecular function: microtubule plus-end binding. NCBI's taxonomy places the organism in Eukaryota, Fungi, Ascomycota, Eurotiomycetes, Eurotiales, Aspergillaceae. Bases 1 to 741 code for a protein of 246 amino acids. Gene Ontology annotation, cellular component: microtubule organizing center; spindle midzone; cytoplasmic microtubule. The record is from RefSeq and is a predicted model, not a curated record.
AUGGGUGAAUCCAGGCAAGAACUUCUGGCAUGGUUGAACAACCUGCUCCAGUUGAAUAUCACCAAGAUUGAGCAGUGUGGAACCGGUGCUGCACUAUGCCAGAUUUUCGAUUCUAUUUUCAUGGAUGUGCCCAUGUCUCGGGUUAAGUUCAACGUCAACACCGAAUAUGCCUAUCUCCAAAACUUCAAGGUCCUCCAGAAUGUUUUUGCCCGCCACGCUGUCGACAAGCCGAUCCCCGUCCAAUCACUUACCAAAUGCCGCAUGCAAGAUAAUCUUGAGUUCCUCCAGUGGACUAAGAAAUACUGGGACCAACACUACCCCGGUGGUGAAUACGAUGCCCUUGCUCGGCGAAAGGCCUCCGGCGCUCCAACUACCGCCCCCGGCGCUGGUUCGCGUGCGCCCUCAGCCGGUUCGCGAGGCGGAGCCACUCCGACUGCGGGCGUCUCGCGUGGUCCCCGAGUGGCCGCCCCGGCGGGCGGUGCUGCAUCUGCGGCGUUGCAGCAGGAGAUUGCGACACAGAAGGAGGCCAUUGCUGGUCUCGAGAAGGAGCGGGACUUCUACUUUGCCAAGCUGCGCGACAUUGAGCUGUUACUCCAGAACGCCAUUGAUGAGAACCCGGAUCUGGAGAAGGAUGAAGACUCGUUGGUGAAGCACAUCCAGGGCAUUCUAUACUCGACUGAGGAUGGAUUCGAGAUUCCCGAAGCUGAGGAGGGCGUGGCUGACGAACUGGAGACGUUCUAA